UCAGUGUAUCUCAGUGUAGCUGUUUGUUCAUUAAGAGAAGAGAAUGUUUUCGCGAACCCUGGACCUGUUCCUCAUCUGUGGAUUAAUCUUCUCUGCUGAAGCAGCUCCUGCUGUCAGCAAAGCCAGACAAUUCCUGCCGGCUCUACCAGGGUAUGUACCCGUUUACAUUCGACCUGGCGAUACUCCCUUGGAAGAUAUUAACCCUGAUUUAGCCGAAGCGUUUAGCAGUUAUGCACGAAAAAAUGCCAGACUUAGCUUUGGGCGAGCCGAACCAGUGUUUGAUGGCAAAAUACCUAGCAACGGAUCGCUGAAUCAAAUUUCAGAUAUAGACGACGUGAAUUUUCAAGAGGAGAACCUUGCGCUUACCUCAACUGAACAUAAUUUAUCUCAGUCGCAACAUAUUCAAAAAAUUCCAAAAAACUAGACUCAAUUCGAAAUAAUUAAUUUAUUUAUGUAAAUAUUAAAUAAAUCUUUAAAAAAACA
This is a messenger RNA of Tribolium madens (black flour beetle), 483 nucleotides long. RefSeq lists its product as uncharacterized. The transcript is spliced from 2 exons. The record is from RefSeq and is a predicted model, not a curated record. NCBI's taxonomy places the organism in Eukaryota, Metazoa, Arthropoda, Insecta, Coleoptera, Tenebrionidae. Bases 44 to 424 code for a protein of 126 amino acids.